Lindgomyces ingoldianus is the source of this 1411-nucleotide messenger RNA. RefSeq lists its product as uncharacterized. Lineage: Eukaryota; Fungi; Ascomycota; Dothideomycetes; Pleosporales; Lindgomycetaceae. The record is from RefSeq and is a predicted model, not a curated record. The transcript is spliced from 4 exons. Bases 152 to 1210 code for a protein of 352 amino acids.
AAGCAUCAAGCCUAGAAUACUAAUUCUAGGCCCUACAACGCACCUCAUCCAAGGGAACACUGGAUUCUCCGUGCCCUGCUGUGACGUGCACCCUCGCAGAUGGCAGCAUGGUUAAGUGGGGGUGUGAAGGAAGCUUGCGCGACUUGUCACGAUGGACAUUCUGGCUGGGUUGAAGAAUUACGUCAUAUCUUGCCGGUUGUAUAUUUUACAACUUUGCACCCCCGAGCGUGGUUGUUUACAACUAUUGACCUCGAACUCAAUUCCUUCUUCCAAAACCCAAACUAUCGGACAAUACCACUACAAACAUCCCAGCUCUGGCUACGUUAUGGAGACUAUCAGCAACGUAGCCUCAAGUGCCAGCAAGAUGAUUUGGGGAGAGAAGAAUAUUACUACUACUCAGAGAAAUGACGUGGUGGGCCAGGAGCCGAUCUCCGGCAAGCAGGGCAAGGGUACUGCGUACGAGCCCUUUGACCAAGGUAACUUAGAGAUCUUAACUUCUACAGCUACCAACACAUCCGGUUCCUCAGACCUACUAACCUCAGCUUCUUCCGAACCAAACAUGUCAUACAAUGCAAACAACGCGGCAAGCAGAGCCCCACCCCGUCCUGAACACGAAAACGAAAAAACAGGUGUAGUCGGCGGCAUGAGCGACUCCGCAAAAAGGUCCGAUGUGAUCCCCUCUGAAUCCCAACCUAGCUCUGGUGGUGUCCCCGAAUCCGGAGCUAUUCCAUCCCAGAAGCAACAAGGCGCCGACCGACCAGACGAAACUCCCGCCAGCGAGUCGGUAGGCGCCGUCGGGAAGAAAAAAGACGAAUCCGAAAACGUGCUCAAGAAGCGCGACCCGAACGACCACUCAGGAGAAACCAUGCAAAUGCACGGCGCACAGAAAGUUCCACAUUCCCAAGAAGAACGCCGAGAAUCCAAAGUUGGAAACCCGGGUGGCCAGGAGCAUGGCAAGGAAGAGAGAGGUACUGGCGAAGAAUGGGUAAAGACGUCUGGUCUGGCCGCUGAUGGUGGGGACUUCGAUGCCAUUAAGCCUGGCGCUGGCAGAGAAGCUGAUCGUUUGAUGGAGGAAAGGUUCAAGAAGACUGCCUCAGAUGAACAUCAGCCCGCGCCCUCGGCUGGUCCUGCUGCUGGUGAGAAAAUAAAGGUGCCGAUGGGUCAGAAGAUUAAGGAGAAGUUGCAUAUUGGACACAAGGAGAAGUCCUAGAAGUCUUAGUCAUGCAUCAUGAAUUUGGAUGACUGGGUAGGGAGGUAUACUACCUUGGAGCUCAACCUAAAAUGGCUCUUCACAUCGCUCCGUGCCACUAGUUAUCUUUCUCAGGCCUAGUAAAUGCUUGUAAAGGGUUAUGAAUUCGGUAUCAAAUUUUAAUACUACUUAUAUAACAAUAUACACAUCGUGCACGACGCC